GCUGAAAUAAUGAGACCCUCUCUUAAAAAGCAAACAACAGCUACAAAACAGAUUUUUUUUUUUUCUUUCAUGGUUCUGGCUGCUGAGAAAUGCAAAAUCAAGGGACCAGUGUCUGGCAAGGAAGCAGCAUCUGGCAGUGGUUGCCUUGGUGUGUGGGUUGGCUGCUUUGUUGGUUGCUCAGACCAAACACUUACAGAAACACCUAAUGGAGGCUGGGUUGAUUGGCUCAUGCUUUCGGAGAGUUCAGUCACGGUCAUUUGACCCAUGUAGUUGGGCAGACCAUCUCGGCAGUAACACGUGUGUUCUCCAGGUCUUGAUGAUUGGGAGAUAGGGGGUGUGACAGGAAGGAACCAGGAGUACUACAUCCCCAAAGGACCCACCUCCAGUGACGUACUAGGUCCACUCUCUAGAGUUUCUAUAACCUAAAAUAGUUCAGCAGGCAGGGAAGAAGCUUUUAAAACAUGAGCUUGUGUGGGCGGGGCUAGGGUGCUUCACAUUCAGCCAGUAGCACUGUCAUCCCACCGUGCAAGGCAGAGGGGCAGAAGAGCAUGAGUAAACAGAGAAAGAAGAGGGCUGAACCCAUCCUUUCAUCAGAAAUGACUCCCCGAGAUAAUGGUCUUAAUCUAUGCAUGGCCCAGUCACUCUUGUGCUUAGAAUGGACCCUGCAUGGGAAGCCAAGGGCUAAUGGAGAUCUGUCUCCUAAGCACAGAGGUGCUGGACAAGCUUGACAGCUGGCAGCAUGGCACUCUGGUAGCCUGAGCCACACUGCUAUUUAGGAAGAGUUCUGCAGUGUAGGCCAGAGUAUACACGUCAUGUGGCUAAGGCCAGGGACCCAUAAGAGUCCUUCCCUUUUGCUGGACUGCUAUUCUGUGGGAGCACCCUUCCCUCCGGCAGGGUCUGUAACAGCUGACCAGGUUCCAGCUUUCAGGUUGGCAGGCCCCAUUGGGUCAUACCUCUCUGUUGCCAUGACUUGGUCAUUCUUUCCGAUGACUGAUCAUUCCUGUUCCCUUAGCAGUCACAGUGAGAAGGUUGGAUCAUAAACAGGAACUUCCAUUCUUUUGGCUCUCGGACCCCUUCUUGAUGGUGAAACUUCCCUGAUCCUCCGUGGUUGUCUGCUUAGUGCACCUGGGUGGUAGAUGUUACUAUGUCAUAAUUUGCAUGAUCUUUAAAGGACAGCAGCAUCUGAACAUGUUUAAACAGUAAUUAAAAUGUGUAAGCAAAACAUGUAUAUUUGGUCUGUAGGAGGCAUGUUUAUGCCCAUUUGUACCCUGAGCCUGUUGUCACAGACCUGGGGGUCUGUAGCUCACACAUGAGGACUCAGCAGCUUCUUCCCGCUCUACCAGCCAGCCCCCAUGGCUCCCAGGCAUUGGCUGAUAGGAUACCAGAGAGAGAGGUGGAAGAGGGGCAGCCCCAGAAAGGACCAGAGGACACAGCUGUAGCAGAGAUGCCAAAGGCAAGACUAGGAAGUGAUGGGUUGAAUACAUGGGGGGUGGGGCACGGAUUGUAAGGUGGCCAGGUGUAAUGGGGUCCUAUGGUGGCAUCUCCAAGAGCAUCUGAGACUUAGAGAUGCCCAUGAGGAUUCAGGCUCAGCAGGUAGUUAGACUCACAGCUGUGUGUGGGAAAACAUCUGACAAACUCAGCAGAUAGCAAAGGCGCAUGGAACCAGGUUAGAGGAAACUUGAGGGCACCUUCCAGGAGGCCUCCAGUGCAGGCACCAAGAAGCACUGAGCUCCCCCAGCAUAAUGGUGAAUGACCCGUGUGGAAUACCCACUGGGGGAAGCUUGCCAGAGACACUACACCCAGGAUUGUUGCUGAGAACAGGUCACUCAGACCUUCUGCUGGCACCUGCCCCAGUGGCAGACACCUCAAAAGGAGAUGUGUGUUCAGCACAAGCUGUAUUGCACAGAUUAGUCACUGUGUUAACCAAUUAACCUGUAAUUGGUUAGGUAGAAACCCUUUUGAGAUGCACAUUCCCAGGUGCCUGCCUGGGUCUACCUGGUGCUAGGCAUUUUGAAGGGCAGCAGUGGCAGACCUGCCCCGUUGGCUCCUUAGUACAGAACCUAAGAUUGUCCACAUUUUAUGUCUAGGAGGCCAAUAAGAAAUGCAAAAUGGCUCCCUGCUAGAGGUUUGUGGAGUAUCUGAGGUGUUCCUGGCAGGGCUCUAGGAGUAUGAGCCUAGUGUAUGCACAGUGGUAGCUGUCAGCUGUCAAGAAUGGCAGCAGAGAGAUGGCAGGGAGUGGGUGGUAAGGCUGCCAGUGAGUAGCAGAGACAGUUUCUAAAGUCACUGACUUAAAUGCAUGAAAUAGGCAGUUGACUCUCCUCUGCUUUAUUAGAAGUGUCCCCAUUUUCUUUACAAUUCCUUCUUACAGAUCAUACUUGUUUCUAACUUAGAUGGAUUCUUUCCAUAUUUACAUUCUGUUUGUGUCACUUGCAUGGUUAAUUUCUGCCAUAAUCUAAGUUCAUGCCUAUCAGAUGUCUAUCGUUGUCUCAGUUUUCAUGGCUGUUUUAAAGUCUACUGAAUGAUGACUUUUAAUGAAACUAAGAGGUAUUGUGUUCAUCUUACAAAGCCAUAAGGUAUAGGAGGUGAGCCUAGCAGGUACAGGUGUGGAGUGUGGAUGUGAAGAACUGUUUCCUAAAGCUCCGGGGUUCCUGGGUUUCUUGAGUUCCUAAAGACUAUAUUACAGGCUUUCAAUGCUAAGUGGCAAUAGUGGGGGGCGGGUAGGGAGCAUGGUGAGAUGAGGCCUCUAGAUGGGGCCCCUAGAAGGACUCCGUGGCCAUCACCUCCCACUGCAUGCUUCUGCUGCAUGCGCCUGGUGAUGAGUGUCACAGCUUUUCACAGUGGAACUGACCACAGCUGGACUAGGGUUUGUGGCGAGUUGAAGCCUUGCAGGCAGGUGGGACAGGAAGAGUGAAGUUGAGUUCUGCCCAGCAGUGGAACCUGGACCAGAUCGGAGUCUGCAGAUCAGGGGCCCUGAGCACAGGUCAGGCCUGGAGUACCUGGCUCACCUGCUGCCUGCCUGGCAGGUGGAAAGGGGUUGAUCUCCUUCAGACCUUCAGGGCUUUGUGAGGUUUUGUUGCUGCCCUCCCCCUGCUGUUUGGGGGUGUUUAAUUUCUGAUAUAAAUUAUGUCAUUCCUGCUGAAGAGCAGUAAGUGGGAUUUUUCUUUGCUAUGCAGGUUGAUUAAUUCUGGUCUAGAAAUCUAAGGUGGAAAAUGCUCCAAAAGGCAAAACUUUGGAGCACCGUGAUGCCCUGUGUAGAGAAGUCCACAUCUGAGCUCCUGUGAUCAUUUGCAGUCAGAAUGCAGGCAUACUAAAAACCCUGUAAAAGUUACCUUCACCUAGGUGUAUAAAGAACAAAAUAUAAAUGAAUUUCUUGUUUAGAUUUGAGGGCCAUCUCUAAAAUAAUUCAUUAUGUACAUGAGAACAUUCAAAAUCAAAUAUUCAAAAUACAUCUGACCCCAAGGAUUUGGGGAAAAGAGUAGUAGACCUUGGUAAUGAGCUGGUUUUCUUAGUAACUUGAUGUCCCCCUCUCAGUGCCACGGUGCUGGAGUCCCAGGUCUCAGACAGUCACUUAGUAGCCGACACAGCAGAUAGGGCUGCCUGGGUACUAAGGGACAGAGUUUCGUCUUUCCUAGUUACACCUGUGGUGACCUUGUUUCCAAAAUGUUGCUGGUGGCACACCUUCCUGGGCACCCAGGCACUGUCCCAGUACCCGCUGCACUCAGGCCAGAUCCCACCCAUGUCUGCACUGCCCGCUCCUGGUGUUUACCAGGAGAUGCAUGUGGCUCCCUGAGCUAAGGGACAGUUUGGGUGGGCCAUGUUGGCAGGGAUGCAGCCAACCCCCCCGGAGACUGUGCCCACAGGUGCCCAUCAGCUUCAAGGACUUGGCCGUGCGGUUCUCUGAAGAGGAGUGGCGCCUCCUGCAGGAGGGGCAGCGGGAGUUCUACAGAGACGUGAUGCGGGAAAACUACGAGACGUUGGUGUCUGUGGGGACCUCUGAGCUGCUUCCUCUCUCUGCUUUCCUGUCACCCACAGAGCCUGGAGGAGCCACCGCAGGAGAGGGCCACCUCGAUAAGGGACAGGAACCCCCACUGGAGCGCGGUUCCCAGGGAGGGCAGCCCCAGCAGAGCCUACACCUCACCGCCUUAGUGCAGCUGGUGAAGGAGAUUCCGGAGUUCUUGUUUGGAGAAGUGAAGGGCACUGAGGACUACUCCGAGAGUGGGAGCACCAGUCUGGAUGGGGAGCGAGCGAGCCCUGAGGUAGCUGGGGCUGUGGAAACUUACCCUCCCCGAGGCCUGCUUAGUUCUCUUCCGGAGAGCCCUGCAAGCCACCCCAGCCUGGCCACCACACCCACAGGCAGCUCAUCUUCCAGUGGCCCUCCUGGAGACUGGGCACAAGAAAGCCCCCUGCCUACCAUAGGAGCUACUGAUAAGCCACUCUCCAUAGAGAAGGAAAGCUUAGGAGCCUCGGGAGAGACUUCCAUUCAUUCCACUCGAAGCCUGGACCAGAGCAAGAGCCACCUAAGACAAGAUAGAGGCGGCAUAGGAACAGGAACCUCUCCUGAGAACAGUCCCUUGCAAGGCCUCAUCAACUGUCUGAAGGAAAUCCUUGUGCCCGGGCCGCAGCACCGUGGGACAGCCGCAGACUUGCCAGCUUCUCUGCCUGGCCUGAGUGUGCUGAAGCAGAGCAGAGCUGAGGUGGAGCCAGGGAGCCUGCCCUGCCCGGUGAAGACAGAGGCAAUAUCCGGGGAUUGUCCCCUUCAGGGCCUGCUGAACUGUCUGAAGGAGAUCCCAGAAGCCCCAGACAGGCGUCCCAGCCCCUCAGGAGCAGGGGACCUGCAGCUGCAGGAAGAUCCAGGGAAAAGGAAUUCUGGAGGGAUGAGAUGCCCCCAGACUCCUCCUCUCCGCCGUAGUCAAGGAGCUGGAAGUAUGCUUGCCGUGGUGAAGGUAGAAGAUGGCUGGGUCCAGAGUCCCCCAGUGCCAACAUCUUGCCAGCUUAGCAGGCAAGGCCACGGUCCCUAUUUCACUGGAGAUAGCAGAGAGGUCCGUGUGCCCCGCUGGGGCCCCAUGACUCUCGCCGGCAGGGCCUCAAGCUCACCCCUAGAAGCUCUGGAGGCCUGUCUGAAGGGCAUUCCUCCAGGCGGGUCAUCACCUCUUCAGCCGCUAGCCACCUCAUGGUCCAGAAGUCCCCAGCCAGGAGAUGCUGGUUCUCAGAGACUUGAGCUACAGCCACAAGGAUCUCAGAGUGCAGAUGCUUCGAGAGAGCCACUUCUGCCUCUGAGCUUGCGGGGCUGCAUGAGAGAGGGACCUGGGAUUCAGUCCUCUGGCUCCCAGGGUACCCCUACCAGCUUCUCCUCAGCCAGCAGCAGUGAUGGGGAUCUGGAUUUCAGGAGCCCCAGGAGCAGUCAGGGGCAACGGCUUGGGAAAGGAUAUCUACCAGGACACUCUCCACUCCAAGGCCUGGAGAACUGUCUAAGAGAGAUCCCUAUUCCCAGGCCACAGGCUGCCUGGCCUUGCUCCGUGGCUGCAGACAGGGGGUCGAAGAGAACAGAGCCCAGGACCUGGACUGCAGACACAGAAGGACCGAGGGGCGAGGCCUGUGAGCCACCCCACCUUGGACAGGGUCGGGGAGAGGUGCCCAGCAGGAGUCUACGUCUAGGCAGUCCACAGACCUGCCCCCCCACCUGCCACCAAGUGACUGCCAGGCCAGGACCGUGGCAAUGGCCAAAAGAUGAGACAGCCACCAUGCCCUCCCCUCUACACUGCCUGGAGAGCUCUCUGAGGGGGAUCUUGCCCGUGAGACCCCUGCGUUUCACCUGCGUGACUGGUCCUGACCCCAGUCCCAGCCCCUGCUCCAGCUCCAGCUUCAGCAGCUCUGAUGGAGAAGACCUAAGGCCAGAGCCUGCUUUCUGGCAGCCACCCCUCCAGAAGAAAGACCACCUCCCCUCCGGCAAGGGUCCUGUCCCUCUGUGCCCUGUCCCUGGAACAUUCCCAGGAGUCAACAACAAUAGCUGUCUUGCUGAAGACCCUGACAGAACAGAGUCCAGGGACUGCAGCAGCCUCAGUACAGGAAGAGCAGAAGGGACAGGAGUCAAGACCCAGUCACCCAGAAGAGAAGGAGCUGCAGAGCACACAUGCCAGCCUGGCCCUGUCAGCAGCGCUGAAGUAAAAGGAGGAGGAGAACGAGGAGAGGCAACUGGGUGCCCAUGGCCUGCCUCUCAGCUGGAAGAAAGGCCUGAGCCCAAGGGUGCUGAAGACACCAGUGACCUGGAGCCUGGACAUGGGCAACCCAGUGCCACAGCCAGGACUCAAGGAAAGCUGCUCUCUGGGGACCCUCCGGAGCCACCUAGCAAGUCUCCCCUUCCCACAACUGUCUUGUCAAAGUGGCCACCUACUUCUUUCCAGACACCAUGCCCCUGUGGCAGAUUCCUGCAGCAGGAGCUGCACAGCCUUGGUACUGCCCUCACGGACAAGCUGGAUCAGCUUGCAUCAGCCUUGGCAGGCCUGACUCAGGAAGUGGCCACCAUGAGGACCCAGAUGGACCGGCUGAGAAGGCGCCCACAGAGCCUUGGACCAAAAGGCCAGGCUUCCUGGCGGUUGACCCUCCCCCGGAGACCUCGCUGGGCCAACAGACUGGACCACAGACACCUACCCUACUGGAGGCAGAAGGGCCCCAGCAGGCCCAGACCAAAGAUCCUGCGGGCCCAGGCAGAAGGCUGCAAGGCUGGGGACCGCCCAGGACUCUCUAGAGGAAAGGGCAGUUUGGUGCCUCAGCUGCCUCCAGACGGUUCCUUGGGAGAAUCUUCCAGGCCCGUGGGUAGCUCAUCCCAGCAGAUCUCCUCAGCACCUGGAGGCCACACUGUGCUGACUGCACACCCCCUUCUGGAACACACCGGAUGCCACCAGAAUUCCCCCUCCCCUUCAGUGCCUACUGCCUUGGUCCCCCUUGUGGCCUCACCAGCAACCAGUGCAGACACAGAACCUCAGGCUGCUGGAGUGGCAGCAACCAGCAUUCCAAACCAGCACAAGGAACCUAACAGCCGGCUAGGGGGAGCCCUCAGCAAAGACCUCUGGGGAGGGGACCACAGGGAUCCGAGGUGGGGGGCCCAUUAACUGUACUGUCCCUUUGCUCAGGCUUGCUGAGGAUGCUGGGUGGCCAGGAUGCCUGGUAGGACCCUCUGGGGUAAAACCAUCGCAGGCUGCCUGCUUCCCCAGGGGUUGUAUCUUCCUUACCUGCUCAGCGGCCCUCUGGUCACUGCUGCAAGUCUGGCCCUUUGCCUCUGCUGUGCCAGGCCCCCAUGUCUGCACAGAGCCACUAUAGAGGCUUUCCUCAGCCAUACCUCCGGCUUUCUUGGCUCAGGUUCAGUCAGCCAGUUGUUCUUCCUCCUUAGCAGAGCCAUCUAGGUUCCAGGUGGGUGUCAUGCAUACCACAUAUGCACAGAGCCAGCUGCAGAGGGCACCAUGAAGGCACCUUAAUUUCCUGCUCCUGAUCUCAAGGACACUAAAAGGCCAGUCUUUGUCUGUCUAGAGUGAAUAUUCACAGAUCUCAUUUAGGGAGAGCCUGGCCUGUGGUCUAAGCUGAACUGACCCACAUGGAUUCUAAAAUUAAAUAUAUUAGCUGCUAAGAAAAGGCCAUUUGGCUUCGAUGGAAGAGUGCUCAGAGGGGACGGCAUUCGGGCAUGGUUGCCUGGAUUGUCACCAGUACAGUGAGAACUAGGCAGCUUACGUUUCCCUCUUACACACACACACACACACACACACACACACACACACACACACCCACCUCAAGAGAGCUGAGCAUGUGCAGUGAGGCUGGGCACAGAAUGCCACAGGGUUCCUGGGGAGAGUACUGCACAUGUGCCACUCUCCCAGGCUGUGUAUAGAGUGUCACAGACUUAGUCUGGGCAGCUUAAAUCAGGGGUCCCAAAUCAAGGUCUUGUCAGGGUUGCUUCUGCAGAGGGUAUCUGGUUCCAUUGGAGGCUGUCUUCAUGCUCAUGGUAUCUUCUAUGAGUCUCUUCUCCAAAUGCCCCUCCUGCCAGGACACAGGAUGUUUUGGUUGGCACUCAUUCUCAUUCGAACUCAUCUUCACUAAAGACUCUAAGGAACGUCACAUUCUGAAGUGCCAGGGGGCACAGCAUGGUCAGCCUUUCGACAUUAUGACAAAGUGUUGUCAUCUAGAAAGUUCACAUUCAAGAACCAGACAGUUGAGAUUAAAAACAAACAAACAAACAAAAA
Messenger RNA from Peromyscus eremicus (cactus mouse), 8231 nucleotides. RefSeq names its product KRAB-A domain containing 1 (gene Krabd3). Lineage: Eukaryota; Metazoa; Chordata; Mammalia; Rodentia; Cricetidae. The transcript has 17 exons. The coding region runs from base 3777 to 7109 and encodes 1110 amino acids. Gene Ontology annotation, biological process: regulation of DNA-templated transcription. The record is from RefSeq and is a predicted model, not a curated record.